Molecule: messenger RNA, 2172 nt
Organism: Colletotrichum lupini
Lineage: Eukaryota; Fungi; Ascomycota; Sordariomycetes; Glomerellales; Glomerellaceae
Product: mRNA cleavage and polyadenylation specificity factor complex subunit
Exons: 7
Coding region: 1-2172 (723 amino acids)
Cellular component (GO): mRNA cleavage and polyadenylation specificity factor complex
Source: RefSeq, a predicted model, not a curated record
AUGGCGGCUCCCUCCCCGCAGGUGUCUGUGAGCGACCAGAUUCGCCAACUAAACGACGCCAGGAAGCUCGUUCUCGGUGACGUUAAGUACUACCCGACGGUCGUCAAAAGCAUCCUACCAAUCGUCGGCCCCACAGCGGGCGUCGAACUGCGCAGAUGGGGCGCCGAUUUCCUCGCUGAAGCCUUCGCGACGCCAGCCCUCCCCGGAAGCGAGAAGGAGACGAUGCAGCUGUUUGUGCUGGACACUCUACAGACGAUGGUCGAGACCCCCAACGAGGACGCCCACGUCCUGCGAAGCGCUAUUCAGACGGCAGCCAGCAUCUAUCCCUUUGCGCUGCGAUGGAUCAUCAAUAACUCGUACGACACAUUUACAUGGGAACGGAUGGUCGCGAUAAAGCAGAGGAUCCUUCGAAUUUGGGACGAUGCCGAAUCCACGGUGCGGAUAUGCUGUAUCAAGUUUGCCCAGCGAGUUGUUCUAGCACAGUCGGCGGCGAACCCCAACGAACCGAGACGUGGCGAUUCCCUUGACAUAUCACUCGACAAGAUCCCGCCAAACCACCAGACGUUGGAUGCUAGGACGCUCGACGCCGAAGGGGCUGGUUUACUGGACAGGAUACUGAGCAUACUGCAGGAGAACAGCAGUGAUGUGUUGCUCGUGGAUGCCACUUUGAACUGCCUGUCCAUUUUGAUCCGCAGUCGCCCGGGCACUGCCAAUAGGAUCCUCAAUGCCGUUCUCAACUUCAACCCGUUGAAGCUUGCAAACUCGCCAAUGACCCCUAGAACUCGUGUAAUGGUUAAGUCCAUGGAGAAGACUACUCGAAUGCUCUUGAUACAUCUAGCCAAACGGUAUAUCCUUAGUCCCAUGUGCACCAUUCUGCUGCACGUGGAGAGAAUGAUGCGCAUGAGACACGAGAUCUUUGAUGAAUCUGGCCGGAAACGUGCCCUCGAGGCACAGCAGCAACAAGAGGGUAUAGAAGCCAAGCGCCAGCGGAUGGCACCUCAAAUUGCGACAACGCCGCAGAUACAAAUCACGCCACUACCGCCAGGCCCUCACAGUCUAGGCGACGUCUUUACUCUUACUGGAAGCGAGGGACUGAAAGCGUUUGACGUGGGCACUUUGCCUACAGCUUUGGCUGCCAAGAUCAGCAUCACCACGCUCCUUCGGGCAGACGCCCAACUGCUCGCGAAAGCUGUCGAGGGUAUCCGAGGACGACUCAAUGUGCUCGCUGCCCAACCCCCACCACAAAUCGAUCCCGAAACCGCUCCUCUUGGCGUAGAAGAGGACGACGAUGAAUACGAGCCAGAUUUCUACGCCGCCGAGGACAACGAACAGAUCCUCAACAAGCUUGACAGCGACCCUGUAACCAAACCAGAUGACGGUGAUCUCGGUCUGAGGACGUUUAGACUACCACCUCCACCAGCACUUACGCCUGAGUUGGCACUCAGUGCGGGCCAAGGCUCUGUGAUGUCGCUUUUCCAGUUCGUCAAGACGUUAGAGGACCCUGCGAAAAAGUCAAAGUCUGGCAUCAACCGAUUGGCUGCCAGCACCAACGACCGAGAAUCUUGGAUUGCCAUUAUUACGCGCUUGGCCAGCCGUUCGUCGGCCGGCUUGGAGGGCGGUGUAAAGGACGAGGCCACUGGCCGUCUAGCUCUCGGUGACAGUAUCCGGGAGUCCCUGUAUACCUACGUCCUCGAGGACUUCCGCCGCCGUAUCGAUGUUGCCAUCACAUGGCUACAUGAAGAAUGGUACAACGAUCAGCUGCAGAAGAAGCAGGAUAGAGGCCAUCCCCUGCACUACGAGAAAUGGGCUCUGAAGUUGAUCGACGGCUUCUCUCAGUACCUCAAUGCGCAAGACAAGGUCAUUACUCGGUUCUUGGGCGAGAUUCCCGAGCUCAGCCCUGCCAUCUUAUCACGCGUCAAGUUGAUAUGUCGGGAUCCGUUGGUUGUGCCCCUGGCGUUGACAAGUCUGUUGUACCUGGUCAUGAUGCGGCCGCCGGCCAAAGACUUGGCUCUGGAUACAGUGCAAGAUAUAUGGACAGAGUAUGAGGACGCACGGCCUCUGGCGGCAAAAUACUUGGUAAAGUUCCGGCCGACCUGGUUAGAAUCGGCGAAGGCAGCUGCAGAGGCUGGAACAGCACCAGCGACGAACAACACGACGGCUAUCACAACAUAG